CCGCCCCCUGUGAGAUCCAGGUUUGCCCGUUUUGCAUGUUCCCCCCCCCCACACACACACUCCGUCUUAUAACUCCCGGGGGUCGCGCUUCGCUCUGAGCACAACAUAACCCCAAACCCUAUGGAAAUAGCGCAAAAGCAGAGGGCAUUUUCUCCGCGCCUCUCCUCUCCCUCUCAUCAUAUGAGUUUUUGACGUGGGAGGUUCAGGGGCAGCUCGGAGCCGCGCAGACUGAGCCAUGACUCUGAGCUCGGAGAUGUCGGAUGCCUCCCUCCUUUCGGAAGAGACUGACAUCGACGUGGUCGGCGAGGGCGAGGACGGGGACGGCCACACGCGCUCCUACGUGGACGAGGUGGCGCAGAUGCGCGACGGCAUCCUCCUGGCCGGCUCUCCUCCGCCACCUCCGUGCCUGCAGGACGGCUCCACGGCCACCUCCUCCUCCUCCAGGGAUGCCUUCAAGCCGGCGGGCAAGAACGCCCUGGUGAAGCCUCCUUACUCCUACAUCGCCUUAAUCACCAUGGCCAUCCUGCAGAGCCCCAAGAAGAGGCUGACCCUCAGCGAGAUCUGCGACUUCAUCAGCAACCGCUUCCCGUACUACAGGGAGAAGUUCCCGGCCUGGCAGAACUCCAUCCGGCACAACUUGUCUCUGAACGACUGCUUCGUGAAGAUCCCGCGGGAGCCCGGCAACCCGGGCAAGGGCAACUACUGGACCCUGGACCCGGAGUCGGCCGACAUGUUCGACAACGGGAGCUUUCUGAGGCGGAGGAAGCGCUUCAAGCGGCAGCAGACGCAGGACCUGCUGCGGGAGCACGGCGGCUUCAUCCCCGCGGCCGCCGCGUACGGAUACGGACCGUACGGCUGCGGCGGCUACGGCAUCCAGCUGCAGUCCUACCACACGCACUCCGCGCUGUUCGCCUUCCAGCAGCAGCAGCAGCAGCAGCAGCAGCCGCCCAGACACUCUCACACGCACAUCCCCUCGCCGUCGCUGAUGCCCACCAGCACGGAUCUUAGCAGGAGCAGGUUUUACGCGCAGCUCGGUUCCGGUAUGGGCACCGCGUCCCCGGCGCCGAAACCGAGCUCCCCGCCUCAGCAGCAGCCGCAGCAGCAGCAGCCGCAGCAGCAGCAGCAGCAGCAGCGCUCUCCCUUCUCCAUAGAGAGCAUCAUCGGAGGGUCGCUGAGCCCCUCCAGGACUCCUCCCGUCAUUGUCCCGGUCUUACCGACCUCGCUGGGGCUGCCCGGCCAGCCGCCGUCCGUCCACCCGGAGGCCGUUUUAGUCGAAAACUUUCCGAGCAGAAUUAUCGGCGGCACUAGCGCCUGUUAAACAGAAAUGUCCUAAACUGCAAAAAAAAAAAAAAAAAAAAAAAACUUAUCAAAAACAGAAACAAACGCCCCUCUUUGAAGGUAGGAUUAUUUUUGUACGUUUGUUUGCGGCAGAAUGACGGACAUAACAAAAAAA
This is a messenger RNA of Fundulus heteroclitus (mummichog), 1453 nucleotides long. It is a transcript of the gene foxd1, whose product is annotated as forkhead box D1. The transcript has a single exon. Gene Ontology annotation, biological process: cell differentiation; anatomical structure morphogenesis; regulation of transcription by RNA polymerase II. The coding region runs from base 236 to 1318 and encodes 360 amino acids. Gene Ontology annotation, molecular function: DNA-binding transcription factor activity, RNA polymerase II-specific; RNA polymerase II cis-regulatory region sequence-specific DNA binding. Lineage: Eukaryota; Metazoa; Chordata; Actinopteri; Cyprinodontiformes; Fundulidae. The record is from RefSeq and is a predicted model, not a curated record.